GAUAGUAGUAGUAGUAGUAGUAGUGAUAAUAGCAAUGAUGGGACAGUUAGGUCGCGAUCAAUAUAUGAGAGUAUGUUUGGCAAAGAUAGCGAUGAUAAGUGGCGAUGGGGUAAACCCAGUGGUGGUGGUAGUGGUAGUGGUAGUGGUAGUGGUAGUGGUAGUGGUGGACAACCUGAUGAUGGUAUAGGUAGUCAACUGUACGAUCCGAGUUGCGGCUAUUCAGACGUAGGCGUAACGAGGAUUGUUGGCGGCCGUGAAACACCCGACGGUCUAUAUCCGUGGCUGGUGGCCGUAUUAAGGGACGGGGAUGUAUGGUGUGGCGGUACUAUUGUCAAUAGACAAUGGAUAUUAUUGGCAUCACAUUGUUUUGCAAGCCCUGGACAGCCUACACCCGAUCAUUUUACCUGGGCUAUUAGAGUGGGUACCAAUAAUAAAGAUAAGGGAACUACAUAUAAAAUUCAUAAAGUUAUAACACACGACCGAUUCAAUUUGGAUAAAAUGCUAAACUCGGACAUAGCUAUGGCCAAAACUAACCGUCCGAUUCAAUUCAGCCGAUUGGUUAAGCCGGCCUGUUUGCCAAACAAUAGCUACKCGGAACCGCGUAGCCUGAAAGUUAUUGCCGCCGGCUGGGGUGCCCAGGCCUACGAUGACAAUACUAGUCCCGUAGCUAAUCGGCUCCGGGAUGUUAGCCUAACGUUGACCACCGACGGUGAUUGCGAUCGUAAAUAUAAGGCGAAAAAACGCCGAAUCUAUAAGUCCCAGCUGUGCACCUGGUCCUAUGGUAAAGAUUCGUGUCAGGGAGAUUCUGGUGGACCGUUAGUUGAAAAAAUUAGUAACCGCUAUUUUUUGAUUGGUAUUGUAUCCUAUGGAGCUACCUGUGCCGAUGAAUUUCCCGGUGUCUACACUCAAGUAUCCUAUUUUCUCAAAUGGAUUAUCGAUACAAUAAAAAACAAUUAA
This is a messenger RNA of Oppia nitens, 957 nucleotides long. Its product is annotated as chymotrypsinogen A-like. The coding region runs from base 73 to 957 and encodes 294 amino acids. Gene Ontology annotation, biological process: proteolysis. Lineage: Eukaryota; Metazoa; Arthropoda; Arachnida; Sarcoptiformes; Oppiidae. The record is from RefSeq and is a predicted model, not a curated record. The transcript is spliced from 7 exons. Gene Ontology annotation, molecular function: serine-type endopeptidase activity.